This is a messenger RNA of Oryza brachyantha (malo sina), 1161 nucleotides long. RefSeq names its product DNA-directed RNA polymerase II subunit RPB1-like. NCBI's taxonomy places the organism in Eukaryota, Viridiplantae, Streptophyta, Magnoliopsida, Poales, Poaceae. The record is from RefSeq and is a predicted model, not a curated record. Bases 1 to 1161 code for a protein of 386 amino acids. The transcript has a single exon.
AUGUCUUCCUGCGCGUCCAGCUCCGCUGCCGGUUCUUUCUCCUCGGCAGCCUGCGGCGGAUCCUCGAGGGUACAGGGACGUGCCUCCUCCACCUCCUCCUUCUUGCUCGGUUUAGGGCAUGGCGUCGGGGAGGGCUCCUUCUGCCCUUCGUCUCCGGGCGGGUACGCGCCGUCGAGCCCGCUGGUGAGGAUGAGGAUGGCGCCGCCUCCGCCGCGCGCUGCUUCGCCGGACUACACCCCGUCGAGUCCUCCCCGUCGGGCUUCUUCGCCGGACUACACCCCGUCGACGCCUUCGCCCCGGGCGGCAUCGCCGGACUACACCCCGUCGAGUCCUCCCCGUCGUGCUGCUUCACCGGACUAUUCCCCGUCGAGGCCUUCGCCCCGGGCGGCGUCGCCGGACUACACCCCGUCGAGUCCUCCCCGUCGGGCUGCUUCGCCGGACUACGCCCCGUUGAGUCCUCCGCGGGGCGCCGCGUCGCCGGAUUACACCCCGUCGAUGCCUCCAUGGCGUGCUGCUUCGCCGUACUACACCCCAUCGACUCCGCCCAGGGCUGCAUCGCCUGACUACACUCCGACGACUCCUCUGCGGCGGGCCGCUUCGCCGGACUACACGCCGUUGACUCCUCCACGGCGGGCGGCAUCACCUGACAACACCCCGUCGACUCCUGCGUGGCGGGCGGCGUUGCAAGACUACAGCCCUGAGACGCCACCGCGCGGGGCCGCGUCGCCCAGCUACACCCCGGUGACUCCCCCGCCCCGCGCCGCAUCUCCGGACUACAUGCCGUUGUCCCCUCCUCGCCGAACCGCCUCGCCGGACUACACUCCAUCGACGCCCCCGCGCCUCGCCGCAUCACCCGACUACACUCCGGCGAGCCCUCCACCCGGUGCGGCGUCGCCAGACUACAUACCAUCGACUCCGCCCCUCGCCGCGUCACCCAACUACUCUCCGGCGAGCCCUCCAUCCCGUGCGGCGUCUCCGGAGUACAUCCCCAGCACGGCGCCACCGUCGGCUGUGCCGUCCGGUGCAGAGUCUGGCACGUCCCGGCUGCGGCGCCGCCACCACCCGUACAAGAGGAGCGGCUCCGGCAGCGCCUGCUGGUUGAAAGCGGCCCAGGUCACCGGCGGCCGGCAUCGCCAAGUCUUCCUGCACGGAUACUACUAG